Messenger RNA from Empidonax traillii (willow flycatcher), 1861 nucleotides. RefSeq names its product DPH2 homolog (gene DPH2). Gene Ontology annotation, biological process: protein histidyl modification to diphthamide. The transcript is spliced from 6 exons. The record is from RefSeq and is a predicted model, not a curated record. Gene Ontology annotation, molecular function: 2-(3-amino-3-carboxypropyl)histidine synthase activity. Lineage: Eukaryota; Metazoa; Chordata; Aves; Passeriformes; Tyrannidae. Bases 12 to 1448 code for a protein of 478 amino acids.
CGCGUGCAGCCAUGGCCGCCGCCUUCAGCAGCGACGGGGAGGUCGCGCUGCAGCGGGAGCUGCGCCCGGCGGCGGCGGCGGCACCGCGGGGCGACCUUGACGCCUUCUACGAGAUGGGCCGGGCCGCCGCCUUCGUGCGGGACGGCGGGUUCCGCAAGGUCGCCCUCCAGUUCCCCGACGAGCUCCUGGCGGACGCGGCGGCGGUGGCGGCCCUGAUGGAGGAGGCGACGGGGGCCGAGAUGUUCGUGCUGGGAGACACCACGUACGGCAGCUGCUGCGUGGACGAAGUGGCCGCCGAGCAUGCGGGUGCCGAGGCGGUGCUGCACUACGGCCCGGCCUGCCUCAGCCCCUGCGAAAAGCUGCCGGUGCUGCACAUCUUCGGGCGGCAGCCGCUGGACGUCGGGCGCUGCGCGGAGGCUUUCCAGGAGCUCUACCCCGAGCGCCAGAGCCGCGUCGUGGUGCUCUGCGACGUGGUCUAUGCACAUGCGAUGGGUGAGCUGGAGCAGCAGUUGUGCCCCGAGUAUCCCAACAUCACCUUCUCCAGGCUGGAGUGUGGGGACCCUCCCGCCCCGGCGCUGCCCGGGGAGGAGCGCAGGUUUGGCCGCCGGUUCCUGGUGGAGGCUCCAAGGGGGCUGCAGGACUACGCCAUGUUCUAUGUGGGGGCCGAGGGCCUGGCCCUCACCAGCUUCAUGCUGACCUGGAACCGCUGCCCCUUCAGCUCCUUUGACCCCACCACGGGCCGUGGCCGCCGCGAGACUCUCAACGUGAACCGAGCACUGAUGCGCCGCCUGUACCUGGUGGAGCGGGCGCGGGAUGCGCGCGUGGUGGGGAUCCUGGUGGGCACCCUGGGCGUGGCGGGGUACCUGGCCCUGCUGCAGCGCCUGCGGGAGCUGCUGCGCCGCGCCGGCAAACGCAGCUACACCCUGGCCGUGGGGAAGCCCAACCCUGCCAAGCUGGCCAACUUCCCAGAGGUGGACAUCUUCGUCCUGGUGGCCUGCGCUCAGAACUCCCUCCUGGACUCCAGUGACUUCUACCGGCCCGUCGUGACCCCCUACGAGCUGGAGCUGGCCUGUAACCCGGCCCGAGAGUGGACAGGGAACUACCUCACGGACUUUCGAGACCUGCUGCCGGGUGCCUGUGCGCACAUGGAGCUCCCACCGGCCGUCCCCGCGGCAGAGGCCAUUCCCGACGUCUCGCUGAUCACGGGAGAGAUGAGAGCCGCCCACCUCUGUGACCCCCCGGCCUCCCAGCCGCCGUCCAGCACCACCCUGGCCUGCAGGGACCAGUCAUGGGCCCUCACGGAGAUCAGCCCUGCUGCCUCCUUCCUGGAGUCCCGCAGCUGGCGGGGCCUGGAGCAGCAGCUGGGACAGACGCCCGUCUCCAAGGCUGUGCAGGGCCGGCGAGGGAUUGCCAUUGCCUACGAGGAUGAAGGGUGUGAGCAACCCUGAUGUGGCAGCAGCAUCAGCACCAAGCCAGGAGCAGGGUUGUGUUGCAGCCUGGGCAUUGCCUGCUGCUGGGUGUUGGACCCACAGGGGCCCAGACCUGCUGCCAGCUGGCCCUGUGCUGGAUGCAGCCUUGGGUCAGUAGUACUGCAGUGGGAGAGCAGGAAUUGCAGGUGUGUUUGGGAAUGCCUGUGGCACCCUGAGGCUCAUGGCCAGGGCAACAGCAGGGCCAGAUAUGGGUCUCAGUCCCAGCCUCCGAAGGAUUCCUGGUCCAGGGCAGCUUUGGCCCUACAUGGAAAGGUCACAGCUUUGCAAGACCUGACAGUACCAUGACUUGAGGCCUUUGUGGGCUGCUGCUGCUAACUGAAGCUGACCUGAAGAGGACUUGCAAGAGAAUGGUUUUUUAAAAUAAAACAUGG